AUGGCAGAUUUUCAGAUUCCGAGAAAAUUAGUAUCUGAUUGGGAGCCUAGCAAUUUAAUCAGUAAUCGAGUUCAGGCGGAUUCGGUUUGCAAUCACCGAAAACUAAAUUCUGAUAAGCUACCAGAGAUGAAAUGGUGGCUACAUGUGAAGAGUAAUAUGGAGUGUGAUACUGAUGCUGAUUAUUCCUGCAAAACUGAGGAGUUUGGUGCCUUGUACGCGGAGUUUCUUGAUGGAAAUGUUAAGAAUGGUGAAGAUCAGUCUAUUAUUGACUCUGAUGCGCUUUCUUAUAUUGGAAGUGAUCAUUUAUCCGUGGAUCAGCCACGGAAUGUAUCUUCUACGUGUAUGAAAAACAACAAUAGCAGAAUGCCGAAAAUUGAGGCUUCGAUGAAUAACAAUUUUAGUCCCAAGAAGAAAGAUUGGAAGGAGUUUGGAUUUUCGGAUGGUCAUUUUAUGGACUGCGAUGUUUCUGAAUUCUCUGUCUCUGAGAAAAUGGCAACAUGUUUGAUGGGAAAUGAGAAACCCGGGCCUUGGUGGCGUAGUGCUGGAAAAGAUGAGUUAGCUUCUUUGGUUGCUCAGAAGUCACUUGAGCAUGUGGAAAAUUGUGAUCUCCCUCGUCCGCAGCCUAAGCAUUUCGGGCAGAGAUUCUCAAAGGGGGUUGAGAUUGAUCGUGAUAAGAUAAAGUCAUCGUCUAUAAACCAGAAAGCCGAGACUUGUUCUUCUAAUGCAGAUGGUUAUACAUCUGGAACACCGAAUCCUGACUGUUCUUUUCAGGAUUCAAGCACUCAUUUCAGUUCUGGCCGGAGCAAAGAUUGUCAAAUAAAUUCUGAGAACAGCAGCAUUACCGAGCUGUUAGAAGCAUUGUGUCAUUCUCAAACAAGAGCAAGAGAGGCUGAGGAAGCAGCGCAACAAGCCUACAACGAGAAGGAGCAUAUCGUGAGUCUUUUCUUCAAACAGGCUUCUCAGCUCUUUGCAUACAAGCAAUGGUUCUACAUGCUGCAGCUUGAGAAUCUUUGCCUUCAACUCAGAAACAAAAACCAACCAUUGUUAAGUCUCUCUCCGCAAAGGGGAAAGAACUUUAAGAAAAACCGUGGCAGAGCUGAAAAGAAAAAGAUUAGUCACAGAAAAUGUGGAAUUAGAAAAUGCGUCGUCGCGCUUGCGGUGGGUUUAAGUCUUGUUAGUGCAGGUUUUCUUCUUGGUUGGACCAUGGGAUGGAUGUUUCCUUCAAUGUAA
Messenger RNA from Lathyrus sativus (Indian pea), 1230 nucleotides. NCBI's taxonomy places the organism in Eukaryota, Viridiplantae, Streptophyta, Magnoliopsida, Fabales, Fabaceae. The record is from the annotation of a GenBank genome assembly.